UAUUCGUUGACGUGAAUCGUAACGCAAGAAAUAUAACCUCCAAAAGUCAUCAAGCUGAAGGGAAUUAACAUUGAAGAAAUCGCUAAAAAUUGAAAUUCCACAAUGAGUGAUCUCUCAGACUUCUCGGCCCCCAAGGGUGCAGACUCUGAGCUGCAAGAUUUUCUCCUUGCAGAAAAGCAAAAGGCUCAAUUCCAUGCACAGAUUCAUGAAUUCAAUGACUUUUGCUGGGACAAGUGUGUUGACAAGCCUGGAGCAAAGCUGGACUCUCGCACAGAAACCUGCAUUACAAACUGUGUAGAGAGGUUUAUCGAUGUCUCUCUGCUUAUCACCAAUAGAUUCGCACAGAUGCUUGAGAAAGGAGGUGGAAUGCAUUGAAUCUUCCUAGUUAUAUAUUUGUUAUAAACUGGUCUAUAAGAGCUCAGUCAAUGUAUGCAACUGUUAUGCAUUUUAGGUUCAAGAUUCAUAUGAAAGUGCAUUUUUGUUUAUCUUAGUAGCUAGUGGCCAUGCUGUUGUUUGCUGUACCAAAAAUGUACAUUUAGUACCUAAAGAAAUUGUUGAUUUAAUGACAGAAUUAAACUAAGGUAUUUAAA
This is a messenger RNA of Helicoverpa zea (corn earworm), 590 nucleotides long. RefSeq names its product mitochondrial import inner membrane translocase subunit Tim8 (gene Tim8). The record is from RefSeq and is a predicted model, not a curated record. NCBI's taxonomy places the organism in Eukaryota, Metazoa, Arthropoda, Insecta, Lepidoptera, Noctuidae. Bases 103 to 375 code for a protein of 90 amino acids. The transcript has 2 exons.